AUGCCUCCUCGUCCCCAUCAUCGCUCGCCGUCGUCCCCGUCCUCCUCCCGAAGCGCCGCUGCCCAUUCCCUACGGCCCAGUGAGCCCCGCUCCUCUUCCUCUCUGCUCCUCGCGGCGUCCCGCACGACCACGCCGCCGCACAGGCCGCGCCUGGCCCGCUCCCUGUCGUGUGGCUCCUCCCUCCGUCUCCCUGCCUCGCCCCGCUCCCGCAGACUGCUGCUGCACUGCUCCGCCCGCACGCGCACGUCCCCACAUCACCGCGUCCCCCUGCACUCGCCGACCACACCGCGGCCUCGCUCCUCCCUCGCGUCGUGCACGCACACGCGCCUGCUGCUGUCGUCGGGCGCCGCUCUCACCGCGUCCCCCCGGCACCGCCACUACUCGCAACCGCUGCUCCGCUGCAGCUGCGCUGCUGCCUCUGCUUCUGCCGACACCGCUCGCCGCUGUAGCCUGUGCACGUGCGCUCGUUCGUGGCCUCGCUGCCGCCCACCAUCGCCUGCCCGCCUGCACUCGUCGCGAGCCACUGCUCGCUCGCUCACCGCGCCACGUGCUGCUCCUCCCGCGCCCUGCUCGUGCCUUGGCCUCGCCCGUCUCCCUCACUCACCUCACCGCGCGCCCGCGACCCUCCUCCUCGCUCCCGCACCUACCGGGCGCACCACCGUCUGA
Molecule: messenger RNA, 666 nt
Organism: Aegilops tauschii subsp. strangulata
Lineage: Eukaryota; Viridiplantae; Streptophyta; Magnoliopsida; Poales; Poaceae
Source: RefSeq, a predicted model, not a curated record